GUUUGCAGGGAACCUCUAAUGCAUCACAGCUUUUGGAUUUCAUUAUGUUUAUGUAUUUUUAAAUUCGUUUUGUGGGUUUUGCUCUUGCGGAUCACAAUGCACCAGACAGAAUCUGUCAAAACAUAGGAUCGCUGUGAAGAGGCUGAGAGUAACAGAAGAAGACCUAUAAAGAUUGGUGAUAAUGCGGGAUCAUACACUGAGCGCUAAUGUAGAGGAGGUGCUGAGGCAGUCCCAGAUGGAGUUAGAGUGGUUCCAGAAACAGCUGGACAUGAUCACCACCAGAAACAUGCACCAUCACCACCUGCACACCAAGGGCAAGUCAAGGUAUGAGGUUUCAUCUCGGCAAGCUUCAAGCCGGUCAGUCUACAGUGUGAACCGCUUUCAACUGCUGGAAGAGAGAAACCGGGCUCUGAGGCUUGAAGUAGCCACACUUCGCCAGGAGAAACAUCAGUACAGGAAACUGAGAGCAAAGCUCUCUGCUGCUUUGCAGGACAAAAAUAAUCUGGACCUUGAGUUGAUCAGCCACCACCUGAAGGCAUCCAAAUAUGACCAGGUGCAAUCAGACUAUGAACAGCUGAGACAGACCUUUGCUGUAGUGAACCAGGAGAGAGACGUGGCCCAGCAGCAGAGGAGCCAACUCCAGGAUAAAGUGGAGAACCUGGAACAGGUUCUGAAGCAUAUGCAUGAGGCUGUAAAGCUGAAGCAGCAGCUGCAAAUAGAGCAUGAGCAAGCCUUGGUGGCCCUUCACACCAAGCAGAAGGGGCUCAAUCAACUGCAAAAGGCUCGGGUUCAAACUGACCAGGAGCAUGAGGAAGCAAUACGCCUGUUAGAGGUCAAGAGUUGUGGCCUGGAGCACAAAUGCAGGUCACAGAGUGAACACUUUCACCAGCUGUCCAAAGAGCUGCUGAAUUUCCAUUUGCAGUCAGAUACUGUGGACAUCUGUAAAAUUAAACCCACCUCCACAACCCAGAUCUCCCUCUCACCAGACAGGAAACUCCUACAAGUCAUCUCUGGAUUCAGAGCCCUUUCAGAGACAGGCAAUGAAAGCACAGCAAACACGUCGCCACUGAUCUCCCAGUUCUUACCCUGCACAGCGCAGACUGGAGACGGAGAACGACAGGCAGGAGAACUGCUGUCUGUCAUACCCAGCACCGUAACAACGGACCAACCCAGCAGCCUUCGACGGCUGACCCAGUUGGAGAUGGAGGAUGAGACCAUCUCAUCACCCAGGUCCAAGCCUCGCUACACAGGCCAGGUCCGCCUUUGCACUGCCCGUUACAGUUAUAACCCUUAUGAUGGACCAAAUGAGCAUCCUGAAGCGGAACUCCCCCUUGUGGCUGGGAAGUACCUGUAUGUGCAUGGAAACAUGGAUGAUGACGGAUUCUAUGAAGGGGAACUGCUGGAUGGCCAGCGAGGACUUGUCCCUUCCAACUUUGUCGAGUUUGUCCAGGACAAGGAAAAACCAGUGGCUGGGGAGGAGGGAGAAGACCUGGGCCCCCUGGAUCAUACACCCCUGGCCUUGGUGGCAGUGGAUGGAGGUGCUUCCCAAGAUAGCCUUCUGGGAUCAGCUAACGCCUUGGUUCCCUGUAGCAAUGGGACAGGAGGGCCCCUGGACCCUGAGGACCUGGCUGAAGAUGUUGUGCCUUAUCCCCGAAAGAUCACCUUGAUCAAGCAGUUGGCACGGAGCGUCAUUGUGGCCUGGGAGCCUCCAUUUGUGCCUUUGGGCUGGGGGAACAUCUCUGGCUACAACGUGUUAGUUGAUGGUGAACUUCGUGCCAGUAUACCAUAUGGUGGCCGGACCAAGUGUUUGCUAGAGAAGCUGGACAUGGAUGGUUGCGUUCAUCGUGUGUCUGUGCAGAGCGUCACUGACCGGGGUUUGUCAGAUGAGUUGCGCUGCACCUUGCUGGUGGGAGCCAACGUGGUGGUGGCACCUUGUGGCCUGCGAGUGGAUGACAUCCAGCGUGACACUGCGGAGCUCUCCUGGUUGCCUAGCAACAGUAACUAUGGUCACACUGUGUUCUUGGAUGGGGUUGAACACGCGGUGGUAAGGCCAGGAAAGUAUAGACUGCGCUUUGUCAACCUGAAGCCCCUGACGGUUUACAAAGUGACAGUGGUAGCACAGCCGCACCAGGUGCCAUGGCAACUGCCACUGGAGCAGAGAGAGAGGAAAGAAGCUGGUGUGGAGUUCUGCACUCAGACUGCAGGUCCAACACCAUAUUGCAGAACAGGCCCUCCUCUGCCUCCCCAGGAUGUUCAGGUGCUCUGUGGGCAGGCUCCAGGGUUCCUACAGGUCCACUGGACGCCUCCCAUCCUCUCUCCCACAGGCACAUCCAAUGGGGCAAACGUUAUUGGUUAUGCAGUCUGCACUAAAGGGAAGAGGAUAGCUGAAGUGUUGUAUCCAAUGGCAGACUAUGUUACUGUUGACCUGACAAGGAUUCAGUGCUUGGAAGCCAGAGAAGUCAUCGUCAGGACGCUGUCAGUACAGGGGGAAUCCCAGGACUCCCAAGUUGCCCUCAUUCCAAACAAUCUGCUCGUGCCUCUCCUUCCACUUCCUCUGCCACUGCCAAUGCAUCCCCACGCUGGGCCGUCUCCACACCCCCAUGCUCAACCCCACCUUCAGUCUCCUCACCUUCCUCAUGCCUUUCCCCAACUUCCUGCUCCACCCCAGGCACAUGGACAACCACUCCCACCCCAUCCUCCACACCCUCAACCCCACCCCAGGCUUCCCCACGCAGGAGAGCCCCCUCAACCUCAGUUUCGUCCCUCACAUCCGCAGACCCAGCCCCUGCAUCUUCAGCCUCACCCACUCCACCAAGGUCCCAGGCCUCAGCACCAACUGCCUCUGCUACCCCACCACCAGUCCCACCCUAUACCUCAGAGACCAGUAAGUGCCAGAGACCUGGAUGCCAAAGAGCACACAGUCCACCAUGGGGGAGCUGUUCCACUUGGCCAGCCUGGUUGGGACCCUACACGCUCUCCCUCUUCCCAGCCUCCUGUGUCCAUGCAAGGCCACACCCUUGAGGCCCCUCCUCCUACCAAUCUGCGCUCCCCCUCCCCCCAGAGGAUUCUUCCGCAGCCCCGAGGCACGAUUAUCCCAGACACUGUGGCCAAAGCCAUUGCCCGAGAAGCAGCGCAGAGGGUGGCAGCAGAAAGUGGCAAGGGGGACCGGAAGCAGGGCAGGUAUGGAGAGCAGGGCCAUUCAUUUCACCAGCAUCAUUCUGAUGAGGAAGAGGAAGAUGAGGAAGGGUUUGUGCGUGGCCGCCGGAGAGGACCUUCAGUUGAUGAGUUCCUCAGAGGCUCUGAGCUGGGGAGGCUGCCUCACUAUAGUCACAAUGAAGAUUAUCACAGCGAAAGCAGCCGUGGCUCUGACCUGUCUGACAUCAUGGAAGAGGAUGAGGAGGAGCUGUACUCUGAGAUGCAGCUGGAAGAAGGACGCCGGCGCAACUCGCACAACACACCCAAGACGAACACUCCUACUGGAGGCCAUCAUGACCGGGAGACUGGAAGAAGAAUUCAUCAACAGAGACGACCUCUAAUGGUCCCUUCCAUUGAGGUAACCUCUGAGAAUAACAGUGAGGGAAACCUCUCCCCCAUCACCAAGGAUGUUUACUAUGGCAAAGUAGCUCGGCAUUGGAUGUGGCCAUCCCGCAAGCACAUGGGCAGCACCAGGUCUCCCCAUGAUGGAUACAGGGAUCGGGAUCGCCGCUCUCCUACGUACUAUGAUGAGUCAGAGCCUGAGGAGUCCUUCCGGAUCUUUGUGGCCCUCUUUGACUAUGAUCCACUAUCCAUGUCCCCGAACCCAGAUGCAGCUGAUGAGGAGCUGCCUUUCAAAGAGGGGCAGAUCAUUAGGGUGUAUGGAGAUAAAGAUACAGAUGGGUUUUACAGAGGAGAAGUGAGGGGCAGGAUGGGACUGAUCCCCUGUAAUAUGGUGUCAGAGAUCCGAGCAGAGGACGAGGAGAUCAUGGACCAGCUCAUCAAACAGGGCUUUCUGCCACUCAGCACCCCAGUGGACAGAAUAGAGCAGAACAGGAGAGGACUUCGUCGAGAUCAGGCCUCGAGGAGGAUGGUGGCUUUAUAUGACUACGACCCUCGAGAGAGCUCCCCUAAUGUUGAUGUUGAGGCUGAGCUGACCUUCUGUGCUGGUGACAUCAUUGCUGUAUGUGGAGAUAUCGAUGAAGAUGGGUUCUAUUAUGGAGAGAUCAAUGGCCAUCGUGGUCUGGUUCCCUCUAACUUCCUGGAAGAAGUGCCUGAUGAUGUGGAGGUGUAUCUGACCGAUACUCCAUCCCACUACCCCCAGGAAGAGCCCGCCAGCCGGCCCCCUGCCAACUCUGCCACCACCGUCUCAGAGGGCAAACGGAUUUCCACUGAAACCACUGACACAGCCGACAACGACGCCACACCUGUCAGAGCACCGUCUCCGAUUGUUCGUCCCCUCCUGCCUGGCACCAUGAGACCCCUCAGUCCUACAAGGGGCACCCACACCCCGCUGGACUCCCAAGACCCUCAAGACCUAGCUAACAAGAAGAAGAAAGGACUACUUUCCAAGGGGAAGAAACUGUUGAAAAGACUCUCUCCUGUGAAAUAGAAACAAAACACAAACACAUACAUGUACAAUAUGUGCACAUGUUGGGCUCUGUAUAUUGCAUCCAUACAAUCAACUCUGAUCCAACAACACAGUGACAGAGAGGAUAUCAGUUUUGUCUCCUGGACUGUGUGAGGUUAUCUGAAUAUAACCAGUUAAACAGUUAAUCCUAUUUGUUGAUGCAUACAAAUCAACUAAAUUAUGUACAGUACAGUGCAGUGCCAAAAUCAAGAGUGAGAUCGCCUGCAGACACAAAAAUGUAUUACUGUGAUCUAUUUUCAAUCAAUGGAUGAUAUUACAAAAAAAAAACAAAAACAAAAAAAAAACUAGGAUUUUCAUGACAUGUAUUUUCUCUCUUAUUUUUGAUUAGUCCAAGAACUUUUACAUUUAUUUCCAGCAGGGUAGCAUUAACAACAAUGCAUCUUACAUAUUAGUUUCCUACAGGUUUUUCUCAGAAAAACAUCCAUUUUUCUGGAGUAUUGAUGUCACCACAAGGAAACAGACAUCAAACUCUUCCAAGAAAAUCCGAAGUAGACUACACUGUUAUUGAGGCAUUCUGCGAAGUAAUGCUGGCUGCUAACACAAAGGCUUUAUUCAGUGCAAUAUCAUAGAGAGGUGGUUGUGUAUGUGGAAAGACAGGAUACAUUUCCACUUGUAUUUGUGGCUUAGAGUUUUCUAGGGGGAAAUGAAUUCAAAAGGAAUAGCAGAUUGGCAACAGGGCAUUAACGUCAGAAACGUCUCAGUGGCCUUUAUGAAAACAAUGUGAGCUUGACAUUCCUCAUUUGAUAACAAUGCUGAUUUUCACCAGGUUUCUGUUUUAUAUGACGGGUCACUUGUGCUUAGUCACGGUUGAGGAUUAAAUAAGAGCAGAGAUGUUUGUUAUUCUCACUGUCACACUGUCAUGAAACGCCUAGUUCAAGACAAAAUUUUGUGUCUGUCUUCCUAUUGCACAAAUAUGGGUGUUUUGUCUGACGACUGGUGAAGGUUUUACGUGCCUGUGUGUGUGUACAGUAUGUAAGGCAGAAUGCGAUGCAUUCAUGUUUUACAUCUUUCAUGUUUCUUGUUCACUUCUGUUUUUUGCUGAAGGAGAGGCCAUGUAGCUAUUGGUCCUGUGAUCUAGUGUCAUGCUGCUACCUCCAUUGCCUGCGCAUGGUUUAAUUUUGUUGUUUCACACUGAUAGAGGCCCAACAGUGACGCCUCAUAGAAGCUCCAAAUAACAAUGACAAGACAUGUGUUCUCUGUUCCCUGUUGCAUCUAUCUAAGACUGAUGGAUAGAAACUUAUUUAGCUAGAAUACACAUUUUGUAUCUGGUUACACUCAUGCUCUACAUACAGUAUUACAGCACAUAAAGGCGACACAAUACAAAGUUAUCACGUUACACAGCUUAUCCACAUGUAAAAGGGUGCAAAACAGAUUUUACCUUAUUCCUAUGAUCUUGAUAAUGUAACACUUUAUGAAAUAAGCAGAUGUACUUGAAACCUGUAGAGAUCAGUCUGACUAGUAAGGCCAAUAUUCUGUUGUUGCUCCAUUUAGUUUGUUGACACACUGAAUGUUUAGAUAUUUAAUAGAGUUGUCAGAAACAGACAAACUCAUUUGCAUAAUGCCACAAAAAGAUUUGCAGCAGAAAAUGUGAUCAGAUCAGCAGCAACUGUAUAAUAUCCUGCAGGUUGUUACACUGACUAUCUGUGAAAUCUGUUUUCCAUUCCGUGUCAGAGUAAAAGCUCAAAAA
Messenger RNA from Monopterus albus (swamp eel), 6311 nucleotides. It is a transcript of the gene rimbp2a, whose product is annotated as RIMS binding protein 2a. Gene Ontology annotation, biological process: neuromuscular synaptic transmission. The record is from RefSeq and is a predicted model, not a curated record. Lineage: Eukaryota; Metazoa; Chordata; Actinopteri; Synbranchiformes; Synbranchidae. The coding region runs from base 182 to 4585 and encodes 1467 amino acids. Gene Ontology annotation, molecular function: protein binding. The transcript is spliced from 25 exons.